AUGCAGGACCCUGUAUCCAUAACAGAGACAGUGAAAGCACCAAGAGGCAGAUCUGGAGAGUCUCAGAGAAUCAGACUAAUCCUAUUGAAUUUCAUCUUUACAGAGGAAAAACUAGAUCCUAACGGUCCAACAAAGGAGAGUAGUGAAGCCCAGCAGGACCCUCCAAAAGGAGAAAAUACUAAAUCUGAAGAAACCAAGGAUGUGACAGAUUCUAAGGAAGUGACUGAAACUGAAAAGCAAGAUAAUUCAGAGAGUGCUACGGAAAAGGUUGAAACAAAAGAGGCUGAAAAAUCAGCGGAAAGUGAAAGCACUCAAGAGAGCAAUAUAGAAAACACUGAAAAACUUAACUCUUCUGAAAUGGAAGGUGAAAAAGAAGCAGUUGCUGUUGCCACAGAAGGAGAGCAGGCUGUGGCCGAGGUGAAAGAAGAGAAAAGCAAUGAAAAGAAAGAGGGGAAUGAUGAGGCAAAGGAAGAGGCAAAAACAUCAGAGGAAACAAAGCUAGAGGAAGAAAAUAAACAAAAGGAAGAGGAGGAGGAAACAAAGAGAAAAGAAGAAGAGGAGAGGAAACAGAAGGAAGCAGAAGAAGAGAAGAAGAAGCAGGAGGAAGAACAACGAUUGAAGGAAGAAGAAGAAGAAGAAGAAAGGAAGCAGAGAGAAGAAGAAGAAGAGAAAAAGAAAACUGAGGAAGAACAAAGAUUAAAAGAGGAGGAAGAGAGAAAGAAAAAAGAGGAGGAAGAAAUGAGACAGAGAGAGGAGGAAGAGAGGAAGCAGAAAGAGGCUGAGGAGGAGGAAAGGAAGAAAAAGGAAUUAGAGGAGAAGUUAGAGUCCACACUGGCCAAUCAGAAUGCAGAUAAGGAAACCAUGAAAUCCUUGAUAGAGGAGAAUGUCCGACUAAAAGGAGACAUGGAAAAAAUGAAAGAAGAUUAUGAGAAAAUCAAGGAUAAAGAAGCCAAAAUUUCUGAAGUGGAGAAAGAAAACCAGGAGAAAUCAGACAAAAUCAAGAAACUUGAGGCAGACUUGGAGAAACUGAAAGCUCAGGCAUCCAAUGGAACGGGGGGAGAAGCCUCCGCUCAGAAGAUAUCCGACUUGGAGAAAAAGCUCAUCCGCCUGGCAAAAGAGGACGAGGAUAAAGAUAAACAAAUCACAUCCCUCAACAAAGAGCUACAGCAAACCAGGACAGAGCUACAGAAAAGAGAGGCACGGGCACCAGGUGAAGGAGGGAACCAGCCAUCUAAGUCAUGCGUCAUUCUGUAGACUGUUACAUUAAUUUAUUAUGCAUCAGAGGUGCUCAGGAGUAAACUCUAUUCCUUUUUUCCCCCUUAGUUUGAAGAUGGUUUUCAAGAUCUGAUACAUUUAUUAAGAGGAAACUUUAUUAAUGAAGACUUAAAAUAUAGUGAUCUUGAUAGAGAAAUUUUUAUAGUCUUUCUUUUUACAUAACAAAUCGUAUCAAAUGAAUAUUAAUUUAUAUUAUGUUUAAUAUUUGAAAAGUCCCGUCCAUUUAUUUUGUGCAUUAAGAUUUAGAGCUCAUCAAAGCGAGUGUGAUUUUUGUAAGCUAGUCAUUGUUACCUGUUUCUGUUAGUAUUUGCACCAAAUGUGAUUUUUUUUUCCCCAGUGCAAUGGGUUUAUUCUCAAGACAUUAAGAAUCUAAAGAUUUUUUUCUUUUUGUUUUUUUUUAGUCACGUAUUAAUGAUAGUAUUCCAAAUAAUUUCUUUCAUUAGAACAAAAUAUGAUGUACAUCAAAUACUUCAAUUAUUGGACAUUUUGUUAUCUGAGCUAGUACAUGUACCUGUUGUAAAAUGAACUCGAAAAAGCAAUUGAUAUACAGGCACAUGUUUAUCUGAAUUUCCUUACAUUACUUUUUUAUAUAAUUGUGAUUAUUUUGAAGAAAAAUCUUUUACUUUUA
Molecule: messenger RNA, 1903 nt
Organism: Saccostrea cuccullata (small rock oyster)
Lineage: Eukaryota; Metazoa; Mollusca; Bivalvia; Ostreida; Ostreidae
Product: golgin subfamily A member 6-like protein 22
Exons: 3
Coding region: 1-1254 (417 amino acids)
Source: RefSeq, a predicted model, not a curated record